AUGGCGACCGCGACUCGGGGCUGCGUCUGGGCCGAGCACCCGCCCGUCGACGAGGGGCACCGCCGCAUGGUGCAGCAGGUCAACGCAGCAGUCGCGGAGGCCGAUGCCGGACCCGCCGCGGGGGUCCUGCCGCCAGCCAGGGUGCCUCGGGUGGACAUCUCGUGCUUCGUGCACCCGGAGCGGGCAUCGUCAGCGGACAGGGAUGCGGUCGUGGACCAGGUCUUGGCCGCCUCGCAGCACGCUGGCUUCGUGAACAUCGUUGGCCAUGGCGUCCCCCAGUCCGUCGUCGAUGGUGUCCUCGCCGCGUCGGCCGCCUUCUUUCAGAGCCCGAUGGAGGAGAAGCAGCGGUGCAUCGCGAAAUCUGGUCCAGGAGUACUGCGCGGUUACGUCCCGUACAGGAACGAGAGUAUUAAUGCUGUGCUUGGCCGUGUCGGACCAGCUGAUCUCAGAGAGUCCUAUUCUUUUGGUCCUCCGGACCACAUGGGCGGCUCCGCAUACGGAACGAACACUUACCCAGACUUCAUCGCUGACUUCAGUCACCAUGUAGACUAUUAUUACGCUGAAAUGCGGCGCGUGGAGAUUGUGAUGUUGGAAUCUGGGGAUGACAAUGGGUACCAGUGGCAGUCCGUACCAGUGGUCCCGGGUGCGUUCACUGUGAACAUCGGCGAUAUGUUGGCCAGGUGGAGCAACGAUUGUUUCGCGAGCUCCUUGCACAGGGUCAAUGCCAAUGUCAAUUGCGACGCACCCCGCCACUCGAUCCUGUACUUCAGCACGAGUGUCUUGCCUUUGUACCCGAAUUCUGAUCCCAAAGUGGAAUGCAUCUGCCGCCAUGGUGAGCAGCCCAAGUACGAGCCGCUCAGCGUUGGAGAGUACCUGCAUCAUAUUCUCAGCCGCCUGCAGGCGCCCGCUUGUCGGGUUGACUCCUAA
This is a messenger RNA of Prorocentrum cordatum, 927 nucleotides long. NCBI's taxonomy places the organism in Eukaryota, Dinophyceae, Prorocentrales, Prorocentraceae. The record is from the annotation of a GenBank genome assembly.